AUGGGGAAAGUGAAUUCAAAGCCUUGCAAUAAUACUCUUGACGUCCCCAAAAUGUACGCUUCCGCAAAGACGCUUACUCCCAGAUCCUCAACAAGCGAUCUUUCCUAUAUGUCAGAUUGCUCUUCAAGUUGUGACCUUCCGGUUGGGGCCGCCAGAUUGUAUUGUUUAGAUGACGUGUCAAAAUAUAAUGAAUGUGAUAGACAUCAUAUACGACAUUUUCUGACGAGAGAUAUUUGGGAAAGUAAUUUCAGUUCACCGAUAGAGGAUAUGUUGACACGUGGUAGAACGAGGAUUCUCGACGUGGGAUGUAGCUCGGGGACAUGGGUUCUCGAAAUGGCAUCAACUUAUCAAGAUUCGAAAUUCUACGGUGUUGAAGUAUCACCUUUAUUUCCCACUUUAAUAAAACCAAGAAAUGUCAAGUUUGCGGUGGCUAAUGUAGUAGAAGGUUUACCCUUCAGUGACAAUAUGUUCGAUUUCGUUCACAUGGGAUUCAUGGGAUUGUCGCUUAUUGAAUCCAGUUGGGAACGCGUAAUUGAAGAACUUGUGAGAGUGACGAAACCUGGUGGAUGGGUUGAAAUAUGCGAUUCUGAUUAUAACUGGAUAAAUGCUGGUCCAAGGACCAAAAGACUUUAUUCUAAAGUCUCCAAAGAAUUGUUCGCCAGUCACGGGGUAAAAAUGGAAUUAAGUUUAACG
Acaulospora morrowiae is the source of this 693-nucleotide messenger RNA. NCBI's taxonomy places the organism in Eukaryota, Fungi, Glomeromycota, Glomeromycetes, Diversisporales, Acaulosporaceae. The record is from the annotation of a GenBank genome assembly.